UUUGAUGGAUUCAAUAGGGUAGGAACCUAAAUUGAACCGAAAUGAUUUUGUCGGGCGAUUAUGUGUGAACACUUCCUGUACUGUUGAAACUAGCAAACUCACCCUCCACAGCAGAAGAUUUGCAUUUCAAAAUGUUCCUGACAAGAUCAGAGUAUGACAGAGGAGUAAACACUUUCUCACCAGAGGGAAGGCUUUUCCAAGUAGAAUAUGCCAUUGAAGCCAUCAAGUUGGGGUCCACAGCCAUUGGCAUUCAGACAUCGGAGGGAGUGUGUCUCGCUGUGGAGAAGCGGAUAACCUCUCCUCUGAUGGAGCCCAACAGCAUUGAAAAGAUUGUUGAAAUUGACACUCAUAUUGGCUGUGCCAUGAGUGGCUUAAUAGCUGAUGCAAAAACACUUAUUGACAAAGCAAGGGUGGAAACACAGAACCAUUGGUUUACCUACAAUGAGACGAUGACGGUGGAGAGCGUAACACAGGCUGUGUCUAACCUCGCUCUGCAGUUUGGAGAGGAGGACGCUGACCCUGGCGCUAUGAGCCGUCCUUUUGGUGUCGCUCUGCUUUUUGGAGGUGUUGAUGAAAAAGGACCUCAGCUAUACCACAUGGAUCCUUCAGGCACUUUUGUGCAGUGUGAUGCCAGGGCUAUCGGCUCAGCAUCUGAAGGAGCUCAGAGCUCUCUGCAGGAGGUUUACCACAAGUCCAUGACGUUAAAGGAUGCCAUUAAGUCUUCUCUCACUAUCCUGAAACAAGUGAUGGAGGAGAAACUCAAUGCCACUAACAUUGAGCUUGCCACAGUAGAGCCUGGCAAGACCUUUCACAUGUACACAAAAGAAGAGCUUGAGGAUGUCAUCAAGGAUAUCUAGAGCUGAAUGGAGCUCUGCAAAGCCUGACUGAUGUUUAAUAUGAAAAAUCCAGUGUAAUUUUGUGUGAAUCACCACACAGCAAUUGCACACAUAAUACUCUGGCUGCAUCCUACGGUUUGCCUGUUCAGACAGGAAUUGUCUUUAUACCUUUUUUUUUUUUCUCUCUGUCAAUCCCAAAAUUUCUAUAGUUCUGUACAAGCACAGAACAGCAGAUCUUGUAGUUGAAAAUACAUGGGGGGGUCCUUUUUGUAACAAAUCAAUGCGUUAAUAAACUGUUGUUGAAAAAUUGAUUUUUUUUUUUUUUUCCCCCUAUUUUAACAAGACUACAUUUAUAGGCUAAUAAAAAAAGAAA
This is a messenger RNA of Onychostoma macrolepis, 1209 nucleotides long. It is a transcript of the gene psma5, whose product is annotated as proteasome 20S subunit alpha 5. The coding region runs from base 132 to 857 and encodes 241 amino acids. The transcript is spliced from 10 exons. Gene Ontology annotation, cellular component: proteasome core complex; proteasome core complex, alpha-subunit complex; nucleus. The record is from RefSeq and is a predicted model, not a curated record. Lineage: Eukaryota; Metazoa; Chordata; Actinopteri; Cypriniformes; Cyprinidae. Gene Ontology annotation, biological process: proteasome-mediated ubiquitin-dependent protein catabolic process.